AUGGAACAAGGCCGUAAGAGUCGGGCCUGGAGCUCGAUCGCAAGGCGUUUUCGGUCCAGCGCGGAACGUCUGAGAAUCACCGACGAGAAAAAUUCCCGGAAAAGCGAUGCAUCAACCAUCAAUCCGUCAAUCAUCACUCCGUCGACCAUCAGUCCCUCGAGUCCAGAUAAGCAGGAGGAAUCGAGUGUCAACACGCCGAAUGACCAUUGUCGAUACUCUUCGUCGAUUUACAGCCGGGAUGACAAGGAAGCCUCGGACGUUCAAUCGGUACUGUUGCCUCCUUCCCCAGCAGACGAGACCGUUGACCCCAUGAUGACUACCUCCGCGCGACACACUCACCCUUACCGUGUGAGUGAUAGUGAAUGGAUUCCGGCCUCCGAAGAUCCAUCUACCCCAAGAGCGUCCGUUGUACUGGGCACAGAGGGACUGGACCGGAUGGAAAGGUCCGCCCAUCUUCGCCCAGUGCUCAAAAUCUUCAUUCAGCUCUUUGCCGUGGCCAAGAUCCUCCAUGUUGCGUUUCUGGCCUAUGGCGUGGAGACUGACGAGAAUUACCCGGGGCUUGCCUACUGGAUCAAGUGUGCUGAGGCUGAGGUACGGACUGACUCUCUGGAGACCCUGAUUCAGAUCGUGGAGAACCUGUACUAUGUGCUCUAUUCCAGAAUCAUCCUUGAGAUGUCGGCCAUCGAGUUAUGUGCCCAAUUCAAAAUGGAACCUCGCCCGCGCUCGAACGGCCAUCAAUUCUAUCUACCGGAUCCGAACCAUAUGUAUCGCGUCUUCCUGGCGAUGAAGGACUUGCUUGACUCGCCCAAUGUAUGUGCGCAGCGACACGAGGCCGUUGAGCACAGAUACCAGGAAGACUACAUCCGCCGGCUCUGGCAGAAGGAAACAAACAGGGGAUUCAACAAUGACGACCUGCUAGGCUUUCGCCGAUUUGCGAUGAAUAUCGUGAAUGAGAGGACCUGCGAAUUCACCCUGAAAUGGACUGCUCUUCUUCCAUUCUUCAGCGAGAUCCCAGCCGAGCUGCUGGCAUUGAUCUCCGAGAAAUACUUUGCUAUGGUGCCCAAAGCAGUGCCUGAGAACGACGUGCCUACCACCGCGCUCCCUUUUAUCCACAUGAAGGCUGCUGACUAUGCCCUCUGGGAGAAGGAUAUUAUCAAAGACCAUCGCAUUGCCACCUUGGCCAAGCUGGAAGGUGAAUCGGUGGGUGAUGAGCGCCGCAAAGAUCCGACCUGCCAUCUCUUGCAUCUCGCCAAGCAACGCAAGUGUAUCUGCCACGCGAUCUGCUAUUGCGCCCGCGAAUGCACCUACAAUGUGGAGCGCGCCUGUCCGUGCGCUGAGCGACAGCUUCGCGUGGCGUUGUCCUACUAUCGUAAGGGUCCCGGUCGGUACAAGUUUGAGGCCCGGGUGGACACCCUGGGAUGGGCCUGUUUCCAGGGAUUGGCCAGCCUUCAGCGCAACGUUGAAGAUGAGGAAAUGACUAAGGAACUGUGCAGAGCGAUGCGCCUGUUUGAAUCGGAGAUCACGAAGGAACGUUCGCCCAUUCCUAACUUUUCGCGGAGCUAG
Messenger RNA from Penicillium argentinense, 1563 nucleotides. RefSeq lists its product as uncharacterized. The coding region runs from base 1 to 1563 and encodes 520 amino acids. The record is from RefSeq and is a predicted model, not a curated record. The transcript is spliced from 3 exons. NCBI's taxonomy places the organism in Eukaryota, Fungi, Ascomycota, Eurotiomycetes, Eurotiales, Aspergillaceae.